UUUCGCCUGAGUACGGCCGAGUUAGACUUUAGCUCAUAAGCGAGCCAGCAUGGAAGGUGUUCCAAAAUUCUUUUGUGCGUUGUUUAUCCUUGGAUACUUCUAUAAAACUUGCAAUGGAUUAAGUUGUUACACCUGCACAGUAGAUUUCCGUUCUGAAGCAUUUUCUGUUAACAAUACUUGCAUUUUUCCAAAAGAUCAUGACGACCUCGCUCAUUGCAGUCACAACAGCAAAUUUUGUAAGGCUAUAGUCACCCGAGUGGGAGGCGUCUUCGUAAUGUUGCAGAGGAGCUGCUCAACGGAUUGUCUAGAUUCUUGUACGGAGAAAGGAUACGGGGUACGCAUCCAAGACUGCACCAUUUGCUGCACGAAAGAGAACGACUGCGGUGCCACGGCGCUUAUGAAGAAGAAAUGACUAGAGAAGAAAUUUAGCGAAUCCCCUUCACGAAACCGCGGACAGCAGCAUUUCACAAGUGCAUUAUUAUUAUUACUCGUGCUCAAAAUAUGUUUUUAAAUUCACACACAGCAUGGCAUAUAUCAAAGGACAGAAGAACUAUUUUGUACAUGAAAUUAUAAAUUCUAGACUAUAAGUCUGUUACUGUAUCACAUUUUAAAGUUGAAAGUUAAUCAAAAUUUUAAAAAAAAAAAAAAAUG
Argiope bruennichi is the source of this 651-nucleotide messenger RNA. RefSeq lists its product as uncharacterized. The record is from RefSeq and is a predicted model, not a curated record. Bases 50 to 412 code for a protein of 120 amino acids. The transcript has 3 exons. NCBI's taxonomy places the organism in Eukaryota, Metazoa, Arthropoda, Arachnida, Araneae, Araneidae.